CUCUCACACCUAUAUAUAUAGAUGCUAAGAUCGAAGAUAUAUUUAUAUUCAUACAGGUUUAGAGAGAGAAAAUCAAACACCAUUUUUGUCCUCGAGCUCGUCGUCUCUCUUCAUCCAUCGAUCUCUCUCAAAUCUGUCGAAAAAUGUCGUCCCUCAGUAGGGAGUUGGUGUUUCUCAUCUUACAAUUUCUGGAUGAAGAAAAGUUCAAAGAGACAGUUCACAAGCUUGAGCAAGAAUCAGGGUUCUUUUUUAACAUGAAGUAUUUUGAGGAUGAAGUGAUAAAUGGUAAUUGGGACGAGGUCGAAAAAUACCUUUCCGGGUUCACGAAAGUCGACGAUAACCGGUAUUCGAUGAAGAUUUUCUUCGAGAUUAGGAAGCAAAAGUAUCUCGAAGCCUUGGAUAAGCAUGAUCGAUCGAAAGCCGUCGAAAUUCUUGUGAAAGAUCUUAAAGUGUUUGCAUCUUUUAAUGAGGAGCUUUUUAAAGAGAUCACACAGUUGCUGACGUUAGAGAAUUUCAGGGAAAACGAACAAUUAUCGAAGUACGGAGAUACGAAAUCCGCGCGAACUAUCAUGCUAGUCGAGUUGAAGAAGCUUAUCGAGGCGAAUCCUUUGUUUCGAGAUAAACUUCAGUUCCCGAAUCUCAAGAAUUCGAGACUCCGAACACUCAUCAACCAAAGCCUAAACUGGCAGCACCAACUUUGUAAAAAUCCUAGGCCAAAUCCCGACAUCAAAACUCUGUUCGUCGAUCAUUCUUGUGGGCAGUCGAACGGCGCUCGUGCGCCGUCGCCCGCAGGAAAUCCCCUGCUCGGAGGAGCUGUACCGAAGCCCGGUGGAUUCCCUCCAUUGGGCGCCCACGUGCCGUUCCAGCCAGCUCCAGCUCCCGUUCCGACGCCACUUGCCGGAUGGAUGUCUAAUCCACCCGCCGGGACUCAUCCCGUCGUCUCCGGCGGACCGAUCGGUCUUGGUGCUCCACCGAUCCCAGCUGCCCUAAAGCAUCCGAGGACGCCACCGAUGAACCCUUCGGUUGAUUUUCCAUCGGGAGAUUCCGAGCACGGUAGCAAAAGAACGAGGCCGUUGGGAAUUUCGGACGAGGUAAGUCUUCCGGUGAACGUUCUUCCCGUGUCAUUUCCCGGGUAUGCGCAAAGUCAGGCUUUCAAUGCAAUGGAAGAACUUCCGAAGACGGUUGCGCGGACUUUGAAUCAAGGAACGUCGCCUAUGAGCAUGGAUUUUCAUCCCAACUCGCAGACCCUUCUUCUAGUCGGGACGAACGUUGGAGAUAUCGGAUUGUGGGAAAUCGGUUCGCGGGAGAGACUCGUACAGAGGAAUUUCAAAGUUUGGGAGCUUAACGCUUGUUCGAUGCCUCUACAGGCUGCUCUUGUUAAAGAUCCCGGCGUCUCGGUAAACCGCGUAGUUUGGAGCUCGGACGGUUCUUUAUUCGGUGUUGCAUACUCGAGGCAUCUCGUGCAGAUAUUUUCGUAUCACGGAAAAGACGAAGUUCGACAGCAUUUAGAGAUCGACGCGCAUGUCGGCGGGGUUAACGAUAUCGCGUUCUCACACCCGAACAAGCAGUUGUCGAUAAUAACGUGCGGGGAUGAUAAGCUUAUCAAGGUUUGGGAUGCGUCGACGGGCGCCAAGCAGUACACUUUCGAAGGCCACGAGGCGCCUGUAUAUUCAGUGUGUCCUCACCACAAAGAGAACAUUCAGUUCAUCUUUUCUACGGCAUUGGAUGGAAAGAUCAAGGCUUGGCUGUACGAUAAUAUCGGAUCCCGAGUUGACUACGAUGCCCCGGGGCGGUGGUGCACGACCAUGGCCUACAGCGCCGACGGCACGAGGCUUUUCUCUUGCGGAACUAGCAAAGACGGGGAAUCGCACAUCGUCGAGUGGAACGAGAGCGAAGGGGCUGUGAAGAGAACGUACCAAGGCUUCCGGAAACGAUCGUUAGGGGUCGUACAGUUCGACACUUCUAGAAACCGGUUCUUGGCCGCAGGCGACGAGUUUUCGAUCAAAUUCUGGGAUAUGGACAACAUUCAGCUUCUGACAAGCACUGACGCCGACGGAGGUCUUCCCGCGAGCCCGCGUAUCCGUUUCAACAAAGACGGGACCCUUUUGGCCGUCUCGACCAACGAUAACGGGAUCAAAAUAUUAGCAAACGCCGACGGUCUUCGGUUGCUUCGUACGGUUGAGAAUCUCCCUUUCGAUGCUUCAAGAGCGGUCGAAGCUGCAAAGCCGACAAUAAAUCCGAUAUCCGUGGCAAGUAGUGCGGGAUUACCCGACAGGACAGUUUCUGUCGCGGGUAUCUCUUCCAUGAAUGGGGAUUCGAGGAAUCUUGUUGAUAUAAAGCCUCGGAUAACGGAAGAAUCUAACGACAAAUCGAAGAUUUGGAAGCUCAGCGAAAUUAACGAACCGUCUCAGUGUCGAUCCUUGAAGCUACCGGAGAAUUUAAGAGUCACGAAGAUAUCGAGAUUGAUUUACACGAAUUCGGGCAAUGCGAUACUAGCGUUGGCUUCGAAUGCUAUCCAUUUGCUAUGGAAAUGGCAGCGAAACGAGCGGAAUUCGAGUGGAAAGGCGACGGCUAGCGUUUCGCCUCAACUAUGGCAACCGUCGAGCGGCAUUCUUAUGAAGAACGACGUGAUGGACACGAACCCUGAGGAGGCCGUCCCUUGCUUCGCUCUGUCGAAGAACGACUCUUAUGUUAUGUCCGCGUCGGGAGGAAAGAUCUCUUUGUUCAACAUGAUGACAUUUAAGACGAUGACGACAUUCAUGCCCCCGCCGCCGGCAGCGACGUUCCUAGCAUUCCAUCCUCAAGACAACAACAUAAUUGCGAUCGGCAUGGACGAUUCGUCGAUCCAAAUUUACAACGUUCGAGUAGACGAGGUCAAAAGCAAGCUCAAAGGCCACACCAAAAGAAUCACGGGCCUUGCAUUCUCGAACGUCCUCAACGUGCUCAUCUCGUCCGGCGGCGACGCUCAGCUCUGUGUUUGGAACUCGGACGGCUGGGAAAAGCAGCGGUCGAGGUUUUUGCAGAUUCCUUCCGGGAAAUCUCCGGCAGCUCAGUCCGACACGCGCGUGCAGUUUCAUCAAGACCAGAUGCAUUUUCUGGUCGUGCACGAGACGCAGCUUGCGAUUUUCGAAACCACGAAGUUAGAAUGCGUAAAGCAGUGGGGACCGCGCGAGUCUUCAGCCCCGAUAUCGCACGCGACGUUCUCCUGCGAUAGCCAGAUGGUAUACGCAAGUUUCCUCGACGGGACGGUGUGCGUGUUCACCGCCUCGCAGCUACGUCUCCGUUGCCGUAUCAAUCCCUCGGCUUAUCUCCUUUCGAGUGUCAGCAAUGCGAAUGUGCAUCCGCUGGUGAUCGCGGCGCACCCACAAGAACCGAACCAGUUCGCGGUAGGUCUAUCCGACGGGUUGGUUCAUAUCUUCGAGCCUCUCGAAUCCGAGGGCAAAUGGGGCGCGCCACCGCCCGUCGAAAACGGGACGGUAAGCAGCGUACCAACGACUCCGCUAGUCGGAAGUUCUGCCACAGAUCAGGCGCAACGAUGAUCGAUCGACUGAUUAUAGCUAAGAUCAUCUCUAGAAACUACUGUAAUGUCAAUUUAACCUAAUGGAAUUCUUUCGUACUCGAUCUCUAGACCGUACGCCAAUUGGCUUUCGCUUUCGAAACUAGUCUGGAUAUCUACCUACGGUGUUCUUCCGA
This is a messenger RNA of Andrographis paniculata, 3693 nucleotides long. RefSeq names its product topless-related protein 1-like. Gene Ontology annotation, molecular function: protein binding. The coding region runs from base 144 to 3539 and encodes 1131 amino acids. The transcript has 26 exons. The record is from RefSeq and is a predicted model, not a curated record. Gene Ontology annotation, biological process: regulation of DNA-templated transcription. NCBI's taxonomy places the organism in Eukaryota, Viridiplantae, Streptophyta, Magnoliopsida, Lamiales, Acanthaceae.